Letharia columbiana is the source of this 618-nucleotide messenger RNA. RefSeq lists its product as uncharacterized. Gene Ontology annotation, biological process: regulation of transcription by RNA polymerase II. The coding region runs from base 1 to 618 and encodes 205 amino acids. Gene Ontology annotation, molecular function: DNA-binding transcription factor activity, RNA polymerase II-specific. NCBI's taxonomy places the organism in Eukaryota, Fungi, Ascomycota, Lecanoromycetes, Lecanorales, Parmeliaceae. Gene Ontology annotation, cellular component: nucleus. The record is from RefSeq and is a predicted model, not a curated record. The transcript has a single exon.
AUGGAUUCCACUCAAAAAGCUUGUGCCAAAUGCCACAAACUUCAAGCAGACAUACCCCUCAAACGCUGCGCCAAAUGCCAAAACCAGUGGUACUGCAGCCGUGACUGCCAGAAAGCCGAUUGGAAAGCCCACAAGGCAUUCUGUGCCUCUUCGCAGCAGAGCAAUGCGCAGAGAGAACCCCACGCUACAACCAAUUUCGACGCCAUGCCCAAAGUGUUCGGCAACUUCUUCAAGGGUAUUUGUCCAGACAACUACCUACAUCAAUUCCCCAAGAAAGAUGCUUUCCGCCAGCUGAUUGACUGCUAUCGCAUGCGUGUUGAGGACGACUACAACUUUGCGGGCGAUACCCGUGGACUCUACAACGGGGACGACCCACUGGCCGACUUUCAGGAGUUCUUGGACAUGGCAGAGACGAGAGGCGGAAUUCUGCCCAGCUGGUGGUCGGAUGGAAAGAGGAAGGAGUGUGAGGAGAGUGCAGUGGGGACAUCGAACUGGAGCGAUCUGAACGCCGCGGUGGAGAAACAGGAUGUCAUCGAACACUACGGAGAUCCUACCAUGCCGAUGAAGUUGAGACUGUUGGCUGAGAAGAUCUAUGGCAAGAAGAUCGAGGGAACGUGA